AUGCAUUCACAAAAGGAAUUUAAACCGAUAUACGGGUCCUUCUCAGGAAGGGAAGCUAUUGAAGCAAUCACAAAAAAUACACAAAAAAACAUGGCAUCAAAGGCAUAUACUUUUUCUGAUUGCGUGCCAUUUAAUAUAGGGUAUCCACCUCUAAGGAGAGGCGGUGUAAAAAUAAAAGCUAUUUCAAAGCCACAAGAAUGUAGUAAUAAACAUAAUAUAUCAUUUUCACAAGCGGCCAUGAAGGCAAUGCAAAUAACGUCACCGAAUACUGCUUUUCAUUUUACUUCCACAGUCAAUCAGCAAACGAUCAAGGCCGUAAAGCAUUCCACAUCAAAUGUUCAUAUUAAUGAAAAAUCUCCGACUACAGUUCCCGAAAACAAUAAAAAUAAUGAUCUGAAUAAUGGAUUAACACAAGUUGCACAGACAAAUAAUUCAGUAAUUUUAUCUUCAAAUAAUCAAUCAUCAAGCGAACGAUCGAUAAAUGAAAAUGCACCCGAAAUCCAGCAUAAUUCAAAUGAUGUGAUUUCACCUAAAAAAUCGUCAACAAUGCGUUGGGCCGACCUUUUCCCGAAAGGCGAAAAUUCAAAGCUUGCUACCGUUGUAGCCGAUAAUUCUAAAUCAAACACAAAGCCUCCUGAUUCUCCUAUCAAAUCACGAAAGCCACAAAAACUAGCUGUUCCAUUAACGAAUGGAAGGCCCAAAGUAGGAGGAUUAGCAGACUUGCUGAAGGAUUUUGAUCCAUCUUUCGAGAAUGUAACGAUGGGUCCGCGAGGACUCAUAAAUAAUGGUAAUAUGUGUUUUAUGAACGCGAUAUUACAAACACUCUCACAUUGUCCACCGUUCUGUAACCUACUCGCACUCAUUAAUAAAGAAGUCGCUCAUAACUUCAAUAGUAAGACGCCUCUUGUCGAUUCUUUGGUGAGGUUUAUUAAUGAAUACAAGCAACCUAAACGUCCCGAAGGUGUCGAAGAAUUCGGAGAAGCGUUCUCCCCUGAAUAUGUAUAUAAUGCAUUAAGAGGACUCAAACGUUUCGAUUCCAUGAAAGGGCGCCAGGAAGAUGCCGAAGAAUUUCUUGGGUUCCUCCUUGAUGGACUACAUGAAGAGUUUUUAGCAGCUCUCAAAAAAGAUGAUAAUCUCCAUAUUCAACAAUUCGAUAAAACUGUUAAAGAUGAUGGUUGGAUGGAAGUUGGUCCUAAGAAUCGAACAAGUUUUACCAGGACGACCGAUGUUGAAGAAACGCCAAUUAGUCACAUAUUCGGUGGUAAAUUCAGAUCGGAAUUAACUUGUCCUGGAAGCGCUGAUUCCAUCACAUUGCAACCAUAUCAGUCACUGCAGCUUGAUAUACAGCCGAAUGACGUAAAAACAAUUGGGGAUGCUCUAAAAAACUUAACUGUCCCAGAAUACGUGGAUGACUUCUACUCGCCCAAAAAUGGAUUAAUACGAGCUACAAAGCGUCUCUAUAUUGAGGAGCUUCCACCGAUAUUAACUCUCCAUUUGAAAAGGUUCGUUUAUGAUAACGUUGGUGGGACGCAAAAACUCAGUAAACAUAUUGGGUACUCGACAACAUUGUCGAUUCAGCCCGAAAUCUUUUCCCCUACACGUCGCCCUAGAAAAGCAGUAGAUUACAGACUCUUCGGAGUCGUAUACCAUCACGGGAAGUCGGCCACUGGUGGGCAUUACACAGCUGACAUACUUCGUAAGAAUAACGAAUGGCAUCACGUAGACGAUACGGCGAUUUCGACGAUAUCGUCAGAAGAG
Molecule: messenger RNA, 1758 nt
Organism: Funneliformis caledonium
Lineage: Eukaryota; Fungi; Glomeromycota; Glomeromycetes; Glomerales; Glomeraceae
Source: the annotation of a GenBank genome assembly